Harpegnathos saltator (Jerdon's jumping ant) is the source of this 799-nucleotide messenger RNA. RefSeq lists its product as uncharacterized. NCBI's taxonomy places the organism in Eukaryota, Metazoa, Arthropoda, Insecta, Hymenoptera, Formicidae. The transcript is spliced from 6 exons. The record is from RefSeq and is a predicted model, not a curated record. The coding region runs from base 1 to 447 and encodes 148 amino acids.
AUGCGUUUUAAUGAAAUCGACCUCUUCCAGGCUGAGCAUAGUAAGAAGCAACAAGUGACCUUAAAAACCGCGGGGAUAAAAAUACUGGCGGUUGAUCGAGAGUUUUGCACGCCGCCGCUGAGCCAGCGGGUAGAUUGGGGUAUGAUUGGAAGAAUACGAUUGACGAAUGACGCCGUAGUAGAGAGCUGGUUGGUGCGCGGAUACUGGGACGCAAGAGGGGACGGCACCUUUCGCACCGCCACGGCAACGUUCAACACGAAUAGGAGAAUUGCGGCCACGAAAAUCGAGACGAGGGAGCGAGGGGCACUUAGCCCUUUGGCGAGCUCGAAGGAUGCAGCUCCCAGGCGGGAGCACGAGGAUUCCGCCCGCGAGAGCACCGGCUUCUCUUCUGGUAAUCAUCAACGGCAACAACAUCGCGACGACCACCGGGAGCAAACGCAUCAGUAGCAAGAGCAGCAGACGCGGCGGUCCCGGUUGCAACAAUCACCGUAGCAGAAGUAGUAAGAAACGCGAUAGCAGCGGAUACAGACCCUAUAACGAAUCGACCCUUCCGAAGAAAACCCGCCAUCCCGAGACGAAGGCGGACGGCCGACACCGAGUCACCGUGCAGCAGCAACCUCAGCCGUUGGCGUCAGCUCUACGGCGGAAGGUGCGGGGCGAGGAAUAGUGAAGAGAAAGCGCAAAAAAAGCGAGAAACGACGGAAGAAGAAGAAGAGGAGGCGCGAGAGAAGGAGAAGAAGGAGAAGAGGAGGAAGCAGGAGUUCGUUGGGAAAGAGAAGGGUGCCGGCGUCGUCGUCGU